Molecule: messenger RNA, 2386 nt
Organism: Hevea brasiliensis (rubber tree)
Lineage: Eukaryota; Viridiplantae; Streptophyta; Magnoliopsida; Malpighiales; Euphorbiaceae
Product: CBL-interacting serine/threonine-protein kinase 10
Exons: 2
Coding region: 778-2157 (459 amino acids)
Biological process (GO): signal transduction; protein phosphorylation
Molecular function (GO): ATP binding; protein kinase activity
Source: RefSeq, a predicted model, not a curated record
CUCAUCAUUCUUAUAACGAGCACUGCCACACGAGAACACAAGCACGCGGUAGUAUUUGUACCGUAUAGACAAAAAAAAUCUAGCAUUAAGGUUUCAUCAGUCAUCAAUUCGAAUUUGCCCGAAAUUCCCAUUCCCAUUUCCAUUUCAGUUCUUUCAAAAAAAAAAAAAAAAAGCUUCUUUUUCUCAUUUGCUGUUUCUGUUUCUGUUUCUGUUUCUGUUUCGAUUAACAAAAGAACCCCACAAACCAGAGAGAAAAAAAUAUAAAGGAAAACAAGAGUUAGCUGUCUCGAUCAUAUUCUUCGUUCUGGUCUUGGAUCCACAGCAGCCAACUACGAUCAAUAAAAGGUUAUAAACCCAAUUUGCGAUUAUUAUACGGAUAUUCUGUUGAAGUUCCUCAAGUUAAUCGCUCAGCAAGUUCAUUACAGCUUUCUUGAGUUCUACUUUGAAAGGGGGAACCUAGGGAAUGCUGCAUGAUGUGCCUGAAUGUUUGGAACUCUGUCACUGAUGCCCAUAAGUUAGUGGCAUUGCAAGACUUGCCUUUUGUUGUCCUUGAUGAGACUAGAUUCUUAGAUUGUACUUCCUCAUUCGCAUGUUCUGCUGAAGAGCAAUAUGAGCCUGCAACUCUUUACAAAUUUCCUGUCUUGUUAAUGCGUGAUCUAUGUGAAGACGGUUGAGCUGCUUCUACUGCGCGUAACUCUUAUGUUUUGUGGAUUAUAUAUGUAGCGUAUUGGUGGGAUAGAAUAGUUGAGAUUAUUGAAUUUGCAAUUUUGGCCUGUGAUGGAAAAUAAACCCAGUAUCUUGACACAAAAAUAUGAGAUAGGGAGAUUGCUUGGCCAAGGCACCUUUGCAAAGGUUUAUUAUGCAAGGAGUAUCAGAACGUAUCAAAGUGUGGCAAUUAAGGUGAUUGACAAAGAGAAGAUUUUAAGGGUAGCGCUUGUUGAUCAGAUCAAGAGGGAAAUAUCUGUGAUGAGAAUUGUUAGACACCCUAAUAUUGUGCAGCUUUAUGAGGUCAUGGCAACCAAAAGUAAGAUUUACUUUGUAAUGGAGUAUUGUAAAGGUGGUGAACUCUUUAACAAGGUUGCUAAAGGAAAGCUAAAGGAGGAUGUUGCAUGCAAGUAUUUUCAACAGUUGAUCAAUGCAGUUGAUUUCUGCCACAGCAGGGGUGUUUAUCAUCGAGACAUUAAGCCAGAAAACCUAUUGUUGGAUGAGAAUGAGAAUCUAAAGAUAAGUGACUUUGGGUUAAGUGCACUUGCUGAAUCCAAACACCAAGAUGGACUACUCCAUACAACUUGUGGGACACCUGCAUACGUAGCUCCGGAAGUGAUCAACAGGAAAGGCUAUGAUGGGGCGAAAGCUGAUAUAUGGUCUUGUGGUGUGGUUUUAUUUGUUCUACUGGCAGGUUAUCUUCCAUUUCAUGAUUCAAACUUGAUGGAGAUGUACAGAAAAAUUGGCAAAGCUGAGUUCAAAUGCCCUAAUUGGUUUCCUCAAGAAGCUCGUAGGCUGCUGUUUAAGAUGCUUGAUCCAAGCCCCACUACUAGGAUUUCCAUGGAUAAGAUAAAAGAAAGUUCUUGGUAUAGAAAAGGAUUGAACUCUAAACAGAAGAAAACUGAAACAGAAAGUCAGGAUGUUUUGGACAGGAAUGGUUCUGGCCCUUCUGAGAAUAGCAGCAUGUCUUUGGAGGCAAAGCAUGAGUCAGUCGAACCUCCAAAGUUAAAUGCUUUUGAUAUCAUUUCUCUUUCAGCUGGGUUUAAUCUCUCUGGAUUAUUUGAUGAAAAUUCUCAACUGAGAGAAGCAAGAUUUACUUCUGUGCAACCUGCAUCGGUCAUCAUAUCUAAACUUGAAGAUGUUGCCAAGCGUCUAAGGCUGAAGAUCAUGAAGAAGGAAGCAGGUUUGCUGAAAAUGGAAGGACUACAGGAGGGUAGAAAAGGGCCCUUAUCCAUUGAUGCAGAGAUCUUUGAGGUCACUCCGAAUUUUUAUUUGGUAGAGGUGAAGAAAUCUAGCGGAGAUACAAUGGAAUAUCAGAAGGUAUUGAAAGAGGAUAUAAAGCCUGCUCUCCAAGAUAUUGUUUGGGUUUGGCAAAGCGAGCAACUACAGCAGCCCCAGCAGCAGCAACAAGAACAAGAAACUACAUUAGCAGCAGCUGCAGCAAUGACAUAGUAGACUAGACUAGCAGUGUUUUCCUUGUUUGCUUAUCCCAUUCUCGAAGUGCUUGUGUUUUAAUGAUGACUUAUGGUUGUGUGUCCACGUUCAUUAAGUGCUCAUUUUUUUUUUUCCAACUUAGUGUUUGUCUAUGUGAGUAUUAGAUCCCACCUAAAUGAAUUUGCUUGUAUUUGGUUUGUUGUGAACAAGGACUUACUGUUAAAGCAGUGAUCUUCUGUUUCUGUAA